AUGCAGAAAGCGGUAAAUGCGUGGACAUCCCACAAUUCGAAAAAUUAUUCCCGUUUCGAAUUGAUAAAUUGGGUGAAUAAUAAACUUUGUAUCAAUCUUGUCAACGUUGAAGAAAUGAAAACUGGAUCGAAGUAUUGUGAAAUGUUUGAUUUGCUCUUUAGGGGAAUUAUUAACCUUAACAAAGUGAAAAAUAAUUCUACGUUUGAACGUCACUACAUAAGUAAUUUCAAGAUCUUUCAAAACGCCCUGAGGAAGGUAGGGAUAGUGAAGGAACUCGCAAUAGUUAAACUAGCAGCAGGAAGCUAUCGUGAAAACUACGAGCUAUUACAAUGGUUCCGCAAAUUUUAUGAGGCGAAUUCUAGUCAGGAUGAAGUGGAGAAAAAAGUUCCUUGCCUUAUAGUUGAUGAUAAUUCGGUGUCCUUAAUACAAUCAAGUCAGCCGUUAAAAGAUGUUAGCGUAAAAAGUAAGUCAAGUAAGUCCAGUUUGAAUAAAGCCACAUUAUUUGAAACUAUUGAGCCCCUGCAUACAACUUGUGAUGAGAAAUCCUAUCCACAAGUAAGUCACAUAUAG
Molecule: messenger RNA, 570 nt
Organism: Teleopsis dalmanni
Lineage: Eukaryota; Metazoa; Arthropoda; Insecta; Diptera; Diopsidae
Product: microtubule-associated protein RP/EB family member 3-like
Exons: 1
Coding region: 1-570 (189 amino acids)
Biological process (GO): regulation of microtubule polymerization or depolymerization; spindle assembly; protein localization to microtubule plus-end
Cellular component (GO): cytoplasmic microtubule; microtubule organizing center; spindle midzone
Molecular function (GO): microtubule plus-end binding
Source: RefSeq, a predicted model, not a curated record